CGGUACGGCUGUACCGUUGUCAUAAACUUCCUGAAAGUAGUCAUGUGAAUUUGGUUUUGAUAGAGGUCAUUAACUGCACACUUAAACACGUAUGUAGAAUCAACUAGACUUUCCAUUGGCCUGACAUCGAAAGUAUAUCGUUUUAGAGUCUGUCUGUCUUUAAAAAUCUGCCGUAUUUUCACGCGUCGCAAUUUGCCUGCCCAUCUCUAAUGCAGUAACAAAGGUAUUCGUUUCAUCCACUUAGAUGUCCAACGUAAAUUGGUGACAGCAUAGAUGACACAGUGAUUUACGGAAAUGCGUGGGAGCAUCAUGCGUGUAUCCAUGGGAAGGGACAACGGGGCCAUUUUAACCGGAUAGGCGAAAUAAAAGAUUGCCAAGAUACCCAGAAUGGCUCACCAAAAACAAUCAAACAUCAACAGGAAAUUGAUGGUAGGCAUCCCUCUGUUAUUUCUUCUCUCCUUGCUUCUGGUACUGCUCUCAACGCAACACAAGGGGACGUCUCUGGACCUAAAUGAGGAUUCUGCCAGAUAUCGCCGUUUUUCGUUGGACAACGACUCGCUGUUCAUCCAAAAUGACACAAAGAUGGACUUACCGUGCACCAAAGAGCUAAACAUUUUUGAUGGCACGGUGCAGGGAAUCAUCUCAAGACUUAAUGUAACUAACGAUUAUGUUAGCCUAGUCCGAAUCAAUCUCGUGUUUAUUGAUGACAACCUACCAGACAAUUCAGAGCAGAGUAACCCAUCGGUCUGGCACUGGGGGCUGGGUGGCAGGGGAAAAACCUUACUCCAUUUCCCCUACGACAACCAGUCUUUGUCUCUGAACACUUUGAAUUACGGGUUUCACUGGGUCAACGUCACAAUUAACAACACUGGAGCAUUAAACGAAUCGUAUUCCGAUGGUUGCUUGGGAUAUACAUUGUCCAAAGUGCUACGUCAAGUUAGGCGUCAGUUGAAGAAUACAGGCGGUGCUUUACAGGAUGUCAAGGAUGACGUCUUGUGUAAAGAGAGGUAUUCAAGUUCACCGUUGUUUGGGGCUACAUUGAUCCCUGGUUAUAGUCUCUUCGAUUUGCAAUCGAGCAGCUAUUACGAAUGUUGGAAUAUCAUGAAUAUAGAGACAUGUGAUCAGGACAACUGUAUAGUUUACCCUUCGUUUACAAUUGGAUGUACUAUCGUUACUAUUUCUUUUGGGAUUACUUACAUAUUGCUCUUGUUGACCCUCAUCUGGGGAUUGUGGAGGAUCUACUCCAGAGAUUUCAAUUACCAGGAUGAAGGCUCUGGAGAGUCAGUCAACAUCUUACGAAUCAAUCUUAUCCCACCCGUGUUGCUCAUGCUUGCUUCAAAUAACACACGGCAUCACAAAAUGUUCAACAUGACGUACUGGGCCUUGGUUUAUGCUGUACCAUUCAUCAUUUACUUUGUAGCUUUCCUGUGGUAUGUCACCCGAGUUGAUGAAUACGCUUACAGAAGUUUCCAGCGUGGGGAGAUGUUCACCCGAACCAAUGCAUGGGGUCUUGAUUUCGGAUUAGCCAACAUAUUAUACAUUGAUGGAGCUGUAGUUUUCUUGUACUUUAUUUACAAGUACCGCCUCAGUAACGAUGGUACCCAAGGACAAUUCACUGAGGAACAAUACAACUGGAAGAGUAAGAAGAUGAGGCUUCUAUACUACAUUGCUGUGGGAAUUUUCUGCUUUUUCCGGUUCUCUGCGACAGCGAUGCUCUUGGUAGAGAUCAUAGUUUUAACCUCAAUUGGAAUAGCCAUAAAUAUUAGGUAUGGAAGCCCCGUCUGGCUCAAUGUCAUCCUUGGUGCAUUUUUCUUUGUAGCUAGCAUAAUUCAGUUUUUCGACAGCUACCAACACCUCUUCAGCAAGAUCCACUCUGUCGGCACAAAAGUGGACCGGGAUGACAGUUUGCAAAACAAAAUCUUUCAGCAGACAGGUGACGGAUCUCCGCAACUACAAUUCACGAUAAAGUCCAGUCUCCUCCGUGACAUUAUCCGAAAAUGGCUACCUUUGUACAGUCACGUCUUUAAUACUAUCAAGCACAUCAUCAUCGGAAUAGUCUUUCUUGUCAUCGUCGCUCUCAUUGUUGUCUUCAUUGACAGAACAACUCAUGUUUCUUCAUUUGUUGAGUACGUUGUCACAGCAGUACCUUUGGUGUUUGCAGCUGCAGGGAAAUUAGGAGGGAGUUCUCUCACAGCUGGUGGAAAAGCAAAGAACAACACCCAAGACAAACUUCUGAAACUCGAAAAGGAUCUUAGAGAGUACGCCCAGACAGGCGAAUUCCCGCUUCCUGAAGCUUCUUGUGGGCAAUCGUUCUACAGAUGGCUCUCCUGUCUCAUGUGCUGCGUAUCGGAACCAGUUCAGCAGGUUCCAAACCAAGGCCAAGCACAGAAACAAGAUUCUGCUGCUCCUGCUGCUCCUGCUGGAUCCAUCAAUCAGUCUACCGACUCAUCAGAGCACUCUGUACCCGGUAACGGUCAUGAUGAUCAACCUCCAACUUCCGUCUCUUUACCGCAAGGUAGCUCCAAGACUGCUCAGUCUUCGAUAUAACCAUCACCAAUUAUAAACCAAUUUUUGUCAGGAUGGACUUUAGGAAUUCAGUCACGAUCGAACGAUUCAUUAAUGAUUGUUUCCCCCCGUUAUCCCAUUCAAACAAAAUAUUCCGCGUUGAAUUUGCGAACCAUACGAGGCUACCAAAUUUCCUGGUGCUCCAAUUAACGGCUAUUCACCAUCAGUUCGAUUGUCGGUUUUAUGCGUGGCAGGUCUAUUCUAGUUUUAGUUCUCCAAUGCCAAGAUACUUUCUCCAACAGAGGCGUCGAUCCUGGGGGGAGCAGGGGGGGCGAUCGCCCCACCAAUGAAAAUAUUUGGGGGG
This is a messenger RNA of Lytechinus variegatus (green sea urchin), 2869 nucleotides long. RefSeq lists its product as uncharacterized. The record is from RefSeq and is a predicted model, not a curated record. The transcript is spliced from 4 exons. Lineage: Eukaryota; Metazoa; Echinodermata; Echinoidea; Temnopleuroida; Toxopneustidae. The coding region runs from base 388 to 2547 and encodes 719 amino acids.